AUGGCACCGAUUCCCCUCCCUGGCUUCGUCUCCUUCACCAAGACCUGGCACAGCGAGCCAUACCCAUUUAUCUCACCAUUACGACCUGAACUCUCAGCAGCCGGAAAGAAUAUCGUCAUUACAGGCGGCGGCUCAGGUAUUGGCCAAUCUAUCGGCAUAGCCUUUGCCCAAGCCGGAGCAGCGUCUGUCGCCAUUAUCGGCCGAAGACUUGGCCGCCUCGAAAUUGCGGCAAAAGCGAUCCGAGCUGCGAAUGGAUCGACAAAGGUUCUUUAUGAGGCCGGGGAUGUUACUAAACAGGAGUCUAUCCAGAAAGCUCUACAGAAAAUCGUCCAGAAAGUAGGCAAGAUUGACAUCUUCUGCGCCAACGCUGGUAUACUACCCACGGAAGGUCUGGUCUCUGGCUAUGAUGAAGCAGAACUUCGACGAGGUCUAAUGACCAAUGUCAUUGGCUCCUUCAACUCACUUCAAGCAUUUCUUCCUCUAGCAGCACCUAGAGCUAAGCUGUUCUACACCGGAUCUGGGAUAGGCCAUUGGAAGCCCAUGACAGAAGUCCCUGGCGUCUUUGGUUACGCGGCUGCAAAGGCCGCAGCGCAGAAAAUGGUCGACUACUUCGCUUCUGAGAAUCCGCACAUUCACGUCGUGAGCAUUCAGCCAGGUAUCAUCGCCACGGGGAUCAAUCCAGAUCUCACAAUUGGGUUCGACAAAGUUGAAUUGCCUGCACACUUCAUGGUUUGGCUUGCAUCGGAAGAAGCCAAGUUCUUGAAGGGAAAAUUUGUAUGGGUAAAUUGGGAUGCGGAAGAGCUGUCGGCUAGAGCAGAUGAGAUUCAGAAUUCUAUGCUUCUGGAGGACUACUAUUCCUCGGGCUUGGUCGCAUAUACCGACCAACCACCAAAGGAUUAG
This is a messenger RNA of Fusarium sp. VM40, 900 nucleotides long. Lineage: Eukaryota; Fungi; Ascomycota; Sordariomycetes; Hypocreales; Nectriaceae. The record is from the annotation of a GenBank genome assembly.